GGAGUUGCGUCCCCUCCCCUCUUCUGCAAAACGGUUUGAGCUUCUUUCCUUUGGGAAUGCUUCUGAGUGGGAAGUGCCUGCUCUCCCCUGUUGGUUGCCAGAUUCUUCCAUCCUAUUGGCUGAUAAAGAAUGGCUGCGACAGGGACAAAUCAGAAGCCGGUGACCUUUGAGGAUGUGGCUGUCUAUUUCACGAAAGCAGAGUGGGCUUUGCUGGACCCAGAUCAAAGAGCCAUCUACAGGGAUGUCAUGCUGAAGAGCUAUGAGAACGUGGUUUCUGUGGCAUUUUCUCCUUCAAAACCAGACUUGAUCGCCUUCCUGGAGCGAGGAGAAGUGCUGUGGGCACCAGAUCAGCAAGGAUAUAGAGAAAUGGCGAUCCCACCAGGUGCUAGCUCAGCAGGAUAUGAGCAAAUGAGUGAGAAUGAAAUGAAACCUCUUCAGCCAGGAAGUUCUACCCUUGAGAAGCAAGAAGAGACAUGGUUGCAGAGAGCUGAAGAGAGCCUUUCCAAUUAUUGGGGAAAUGGUGAGAGCUCUGGGAGUUGGCAUGGAACAGAAAGACAGCAGAGAAGGCAUCCUGAGAAGCAAGAGGCUAAAGUCAUUCCUGAUGGGAAAAGCACAGUCCAAGAACAAAUGCAUGAGAAUAGGAAACCAAAGAGAAACUCUACUCCUAAAGCCUCUAACAGAGCUAAUGCAGUAGCAAAAUCAGAAAAAUGCUCAGUCUGUAGCAAAACAUUCUGUAAUAACACUUACCUUGCUAUACAUGAGAGGUCCCACACAGGAGAGAAGCCGUAUACAUGCUCAGACUGUGGGAGGAGAUUCAGUUCACCAUCAAACCUUCUUUCACAUGUGAGAAUCCACACAGGAGAGAGACCUUAUAAAUGCUUGGAUUGUGGGAAAAGUUUCUUACGGAACCGAGACCUUCAAUCACAUAGAAGCAUCCACACUGGUGAGAAACCACAUGCAUGUUCCUACUGCGGAAAGAAGUUCAGGAGCAAAACACACGUUGUUAGACAUGAAAAAAUCCACAAAGAAGAGAAGCCGUUUAAAUGCGCAGAGUGUGGGAAAGGAUUCAGACUGAAAGAGCAUCUUAAUGUUCACAAGAGAACGCAUACAGGAGAGAAACCUUAUGAAUGCUUGGACUGUGGAAGGAGCUUCAGUUGUGCAGCAAACUUUCACAGGCACAAAAAAACUCAUGGAGGAGAAAAACUGCAUAAAUGUUCAGAUUGUGGGAAAAGCUUCAGAAAUAAUUCAGACCUUAAAUCACACAGAAGAAUCCACACUGGUGAAAAACCUUAUAAGUGCUCAUUCUGUAAGAAAGAUUUUCGUUGCAGCUCAAGCCUUAUAACACAUAAGAGAACCCACAGGGGAGAAAAACCAUAUCAAUGCUCAGAAUGUGGCAAAUGUUUAAGCCAGAAAUGGUGCCUUAUGAAUCAUUUGAGAAUGCAUAACUAUAAAUGUUCAGACUGCGGGAAAAGCUUCAGCCAAAGCUCAGCCCUUCAACUACAUACAAGAAAGCAUACAGGUGAAAAACCAUUCAGAUGCUUGUGCUGUGGGAAAAGCUUUGAUCGUAGGUCGUUACUGAUUAUUCAUGAGAGAAUUCACACAGGAGAGAGACCUUAUGUUUGCUCAGAGUGUGGGAAAAGUUUUAUACAAAAAUCUAAACUUGUUCGGCAUGAGCGAACACACACAGGAGAGAAACCAUAUGUAUGCCCCCACUGUGAGAAGAACUUCAGCGAAAGAGCAAACCUUGUUCAACAUGUGAGAAUCCACACAGGUGAGAAGCCCUACAAGUGCUCCCACUGUGGAAAAUGCUUCAGCCAAAGAUCACACUUUAUUGAGCAUGAGAGAUCCCAUCCAGGAGAUACAUCCUAUGACUGUCCAGAAUGUGGGAAAAGCUUCAGUCAUAUUUCACGCCUUCUUAAACAUGAGAAAAUCCACACAGGAGAUAGCCCAUAUAAAUGCUUGGAAUGUGGGAAAAGCUUUAGUGGUAAUGCACAUCUCAAAUCACAUAAAAGAAUCCACUCUGAAGAAAAGCCAUACCAGUGCUCAGAUUGUGGAAAAAGUUUCAGGCAUAACUCAACCCUUACGGUACAUAAAAGAACUCAUACAGGAGAGAAACCAUUUCAGUGUUUGGCCUGUGGGAAAAGCUUUAACAAUAGCUCAGGCCUUACAGCGCACAGAAAAAGUCACUUGAGAAAGAAACCAUUUCAGUGUUCAAAUUGUGGAAGGAGCUUCAUGCAGAGAUCUGGCCUUGUUAAACAUAAGAGAAUUCACAGAAAGGGAAAACCAUUCAGAUGCUCUAAAUGUGGGAGCGCCUUUGUUCAGAAAGCACAGCUAAUUGCGCAUUGCAAAACUCAUACAAGACGUGGGAAACACUGGAAGAAGUCCAGCUGAAAGAGGAACUUAGUUGUAGAGAUAAUAGAUUAUUGGAGGCCUAAAAAAUCUACAAACGAAGGGAGAAAGUUUUAUAGGUAGAAACCAAAAAAGGGACAGAAUUGUUAACAUAGUAGGCAUUUUGCUUGCUGUUUUUGCCACAACAGAAGAUACCUGUUUAGAGGUCCCUCCUAUCCUUCCCAACUUUUGGAGAAGCAAGGUCUCUCUAGAGAGGGUGGGGGUAGCACAGAUUUGCCAGUCCUUUGGAGCCUUAUGGGUUUUUAGGGGGAAAUGUGCAAGGUGAUCUUAUUUCAGAGACCCAGUGGCAAACGAGAUAUGACUUUAAUUGUAUGAAUACAAUUAACAUGCAUGUUUUAAAAAUGGAAAUAGCCUGCAGGGGUGAUCUUGAGCAGCAGCGACUGGGGUUGGGGGGAGAAGUAACCCCUUUCCUUCUGCUGUGGUUCCAAUGAAUGUCCCUCCUACAAGUUGCUAUUUGUGUCAGGAGACAAGAUCAGGAGGGAGAAAAGCUGCUACUCGGGCCCCAUUGCCAUUUACAUUUUUAUACAUGCACUUUGUGCAUGUGUGCAAUUAACAUCACAUCUAAUUUGGCCCUUAGCUGCAGCGUCAGUUCUUCAUUUGUUAGCGCAGGGGUGGUGAUCCUCAGGCAUUAGAGCCAAAUGUGGUCCUUCAGGCCUCUCUGUGUGGCCCUCGGGACUGCCCAGACCACACCCCUUCCUCAAGCCACACCCCUCUGUGGCCCUGCUCUUCUCUUUACCCCCAGUGAUUUUUACCUGGCUGUGUCUAUGAACUGUGUCCAUGAACUUGUUUGCCUGGAUGGAGGAUGGAGAAUGGUAUCUCUGGCCACACCCACUUUUGCUACACCCACCACUGGCAUGUGGCCCCCAGAAGGUUGCCCACUAAGGAAUAAGGCCUUCGGGCUGAAAAAGGUUUCUCACCCCUGUAUUGGUGCACAAACCAUAGGCUGUGGUGCAAGUCACCAUUCAGUAACAUACAUUCUGUAGGAUGAAAUUUUCCACAUGAUGCUUUUCAUUGUACUUCAAGUCACCAGCUCAUAAAAUGCAAGGAAGCAGCCUGAGAGAUACAACUAAAAUGGAGCGAUUUAAUAGUGGUUAAAUAAGCAAAGUGAAGCUCUCAAAAGGAUUGAAUAUCUGCAACCUAUGAGCUGCAAUUUUGGUCAUCUGAAUCCAGUAGCAUCUUUGGCAGUGGCAGGGCGGUGGCCCUUACUUGACCUGCUGCAGCUUACCAGGGUGUGUGUGUAGGGGGUGGGGAAGGGUGGCACUAUUACUAAACAGUCAUGGCUUUACCCAAAGAAAUACAGGCAUGAUAGCUUGUUAAGGUGCUGACAGUUGUUAGGGAUUGACUGAGAAUAGCGGUCUCCUCUUUCCAGGGCCUCUGUGAGGAAAAUGGGUCUCCUAGCACCCUUGAUAAACUACAGUUCCCAGGAUUCUUUGGGAGAAAGCCAUGACUGUUAAAGUGGUAUAAGUGCUUUAAAUGUAUGGUACAGAUGGGGCCUAACUCAAAGGUGCUAGUGGGAUUAGACAUAAACUGUCACCUACCUAAGCUUCUUUAGUCUUAAUUUGUUUUGUGCCAGUGAGUUUUUGGAAACUUUACCAAAGUUGUAUAGCUUUAUAGAAUUGGGGUUUUGUUGCAUUUACUAUAAGCAUGUGUGGGCUGUUAUAUAGCUAUUGUUUCUUGGGGCGGAAAGCUUUUAGAGUUUUCUGGGCGGUAGAAAAUGUAAGAGAUAAAUGGAAAAUGAAGAUGCUGCUUCUGCUGCUGGAGAGAUAAGUUACUGGUCAUCUCCACACCAUAAAUUUAAAUCACAUGGCUUCCCCCCCCAAGAAUCCUGGGAAGUUAGUUUACCCCUCACAGAGCUACAAUUCCCAGCACCUUUAACAAACCACGGUUCCCAGGAUUCUUUGGGGGAAGCAAUUGCAGCAUUAUUUAUUUAUUUAGUAUUAAAUUUAUUACCUGCCCUUCAUAGAGAUGUGAAGGCCGGGGGGGGGGCACAAAAAUUGGUGAGGGGGAGUUUUUCCUGUUUUUUCCAAUUAUUUUUUGGGGGGGGAACAAUUUUGGAAAAACACAGGGUCCCCCCCCCCCCCGUUUUUUUCUUGGCCUUCACAUCUCUAGACCUUUACCAGCAGGUCCCAGGGUAGAUUACAACAGUUUAAAGUUCAGUAUUAAGAAAUACUUAAAACUUGAGAUGUGCGGUGUGGUUGUGACCACUAUUAAAACCCAACAGCAGGGAGUUUCUUCAGCAGUGAAGAUGCUGUAGCAAUAAAAAAUAUAUGCGGGCAUUACUUGCUUGUAGUUCCUCUCUUGGUUUUUCUUGGAUCCUCACCUGGGAAUUUGGUGUGUGUGUAUAUGUUAACUUUCAGUUCUUUUACAGUGUGCAGUGCUGGUUGACCUCCCCCCUCCAAAAGAGGUGGUGUGGCUCAGGCCUCUUCCUAAGCUCUGCUCAUCCCAUAAGCCUCUCCCAUUUCUCCCCCUCCCCUGCAGCUGCUCCCCUCCUUACCCAUCCAAAAUGUGCAUUCCACAUUUCCUCUAUGUAAAAAUACUUUGUAAAUAA
Molecule: messenger RNA, 4957 nt
Organism: Rhineura floridana
Lineage: Eukaryota; Metazoa; Chordata; Lepidosauria; Squamata; Rhineuridae
Product: zinc finger protein 260-like
Exons: 5
Coding region: 130-2391 (753 amino acids)
Biological process (GO): negative regulation of transcription by RNA polymerase II; regulation of cytokine production; regulation of immune system process
Source: RefSeq, a predicted model, not a curated record